Molecule: messenger RNA, 3058 nt
Organism: Chenopodium quinoa (quinoa)
Lineage: Eukaryota; Viridiplantae; Streptophyta; Magnoliopsida; Caryophyllales; Amaranthaceae
Product: nuclear intron maturase 4, mitochondrial-like
Biological process (GO): mRNA processing
Source: RefSeq, a predicted model, not a curated record
UUUUUUUUUUUGUGAAAGAGAUUAAAUCCAUUUUAUUUAUUCUAAUUUGUUUUUUUAGCAAGUUUUUUUUGAAACAAAUUAGUUUGAUGCUUAGUCAAUCUAAUUGCAUUUUUCUAACUACAAUGAUUAAGCUUGUAACGAGAAUUUAUUUAAUAUUGUAAGCAAGGCGCUAGCUCCAUUUGCUCUUAGCAAUUUACCACCCACAUUGUAGUCCCAAGACUUUCCCUACUACCUUCUCAAACUCCCCUUUAGGCCCCCCCGGUCCUCUCUCUCUUUCUAUCUCUCCCUAGUCCCUACUUCACCACCAUCUUCACCAACAUUAACCACCAUCUCCCUCCAAUUACAAUGCAAUAAAUUUAUUUAUUUUUUGUUAAUUUUUUUUGACUGAUGUGGUUCCUGAGGUUAUCAAAUUUCAGCAAAAAAGGGUUUUUCUUUCUUGGAUUUCAUGAAUUUUCUACUGCAAAAGCUUCUGCAAUCAUCAAUCAAUUGCAUGUUUCUCCAAGAAUUAAUCUGGGUAGAAAUCAAUCUUAUUUAUCAACCCUUCAAGAGGCCAAAAAUGAUGUUGAGAAAUUGGGGUUAGCAAAGAGUUUAGCUUCUGUAGUUGUUGAGUCUUCACCUCCUGAUGAUGUUGAAGACACUAUAAGCAAAAAAAAUGGUAGAGUUAGGUUGAAACGGCUGUUCGAAACGCGAGUAAAGAAGAGAGUGAAGCAGCAGUAUAUGAAUGGGAGGUUUUAUGAUCUUUUUAUGAAAGUUGUUGCUGAUCCUAAGACCCUUUUGGAUGCUUACAAUUGUAUUAGAGUUAGCUCGAAUGUUGAUGUCACGAAAUUUGAGGAUUCGGGCAUUUGUUUUGAGUCUUUGGCCAAAGAGCUUGCGAGUGAAAGGUUUGAUGUGGAAGCGAAUACGUUUACUAUCUCGACGAAGGGUAGUGGUAGAAAGGAAGUCCUUGUCCUUCCUAAUUUGAAAUUGAAGGUAGUUCAAGAAGCAUUAAGAAUAGUUCUGGAAGUUGUUUAUAAGCCUCAUUUCUCGAAAAUUUCUCAUGGUGGUCGAAGUGGAAGAGGGCAUUUAUCAGCCUUUAAGUACAUUUGCAAGGAGAUCUCUGAUCCUGAUUGGUGGUUCACCGUGCUAGUAAGCAAGAGGUUAGAUUCUGUCGUACUGGCUAAACUAAUCUCGACCAUAGAGGAUAAGGUUGAGGACCACUCUUUAUGUGAGAUGAUCCGUAGCAUGUUUGCUGCUCAAGUACUCAAUGUAGAAUUUGGAGGCUUUCCGAAAGGUCAGGGCCUGCCUCAAGAGGGAACACUAUCCCCUAUAUUGAUGAAUAUUUACCUUGAUCUCUUUGAUGAUGAGUUCCACAGAAUGUCAAUGAGAUACGAGGCUCUUGAAUCUAGUUCCGAGCUUGAUGAAAAACAGCCUCAGUCAAGGUUGAGAAGCUGGUUUAGGAGACAAAUAAAAUGCAGUGCUGACAACUCCAAAAGUCAUGAGAAUUCUGGUCUUAGAGUCUAUUCUUGUCGCUUCAUGGAUGAAAUAUUUUUUGCUGUUUCUGGCUCCAAAGAGGCUGCAAUUUCAUUAAAGUCUGAGGUUCAGAAUUACUUCCAGAAUUGUCUUCAUUUAGAUGUUAACAGCAAUAUGGAGAUAGUACCAUGUAACUACAGCCAAGGUGUUCGUUUUGCCGGCGCAUUAGUUCUUAGAACCAUUAAAGACAGUCCAGCAGUAAGAGCAGUUCACAAAUUGAAGGAAAAGGUGAAAUUAUUUGCUUUGCAGAAACAGGAGGUUUGGGAUGCAGGGACAGUGAGAAUAGGUAAGAAGUGUUUGGGUCAUGGUUUGAGAAAGGUCAAGGAGUCAGAGAUAAGGCAUCUUUCUGAUAAUAACUCUCUUUUGAGCAAAAUAUCCUGCUACCGUAAGUCGGGCAUGGAAACCGAUCACUGGUAUAAGCAAUUAAUAAAGAUUUGGAUGCAAGAUGUAAAGACAAAUGCUGCAACCAGUGAAGAAUACAUCUUGUCCAAGUGCAUUGCUGAACCUGCACUUCCACCAUCUCUGCAGGAGUCCUUUUAUGAGUUUCAGAGACUUGUUGAAAAAUACAAUUCUUCUGAAACCGAAUCUCUUCUUUCCCUUUUGCCAAGUUCUGGGUUAUCUCCAAGAUGUGAGACCGUCACAAAGGUUAUAGCUCCUGUCAAUGUCAUUGAGAAACGUUUGUUACGCUAUGGACUGAUCAAUGAUGAAGGGUAUGCCCGUGCAGUUCGCGUUCUCAUUUUACAGGAUAGCAGCCAAAUAAUUGAUUGGUUUACUGGUAUUGUACAUAGAUGGAUGAGAUGGUACAGUGAGUGUGAAAACUUUGGUGAGUUAAAGAUUAUCGUGUCAGACCAAGUUAGGAAGUCUUGCAUCCGGACACUGGCGCUUAAAUACAGAAUUCAUGAGUCUGAUAUAGAAAAAAGUUUUGACUCUCAGCUGAGCAGGAUUUCGCUAUGCCAGGACGGAGAGUAUGGAAUAUGUGAAGAUACAUUGAAUUCUUGUACUCUUGAUCAUGAUAAGGCAUUUAUGUAUGGAACUUCUUACAGUGGGUUGUGCCAACUGUCUCUUGCCAGGAUGGUGAGCCUGUCCAGGCCAUGUAACUGUUUCGUUAUGGGUUGCUCAGCUGCAGCACCAUGUGUUUACAUUCUUCAUGUGAUGGAAAGGCAGAAAUUUCCUGGUUGGAAUACGGGAUUUUCAACUUGUAUUCACCCCAGUUUGAAUAAAAGGCGUAUUGGGUUGUGUAAGCAGCAUCUGAAAGACCUGUAUCUAGGUGAAAUAUCACUUCAGUCCAUUGAAUUUGGUUCAUGGAAAUGAGGAGGCUUUUCUAUAUAAAUGGUUACCCUUUUAACUGUCAGCUCAUAUUGAGAAGCAUAUAAAGAAAAUCUGGUUUUUGGGAACGCUUGAGCUUGAUGUCUUUCUAGAUGAUAAUGCGGCGUCAGCAUUGUUAGAUAUCACUAGGUUACGGCUAAUUUUUAGAGAUUGAAGGCAUUCUGACCCUUUGCUGGUGGUUGUCUUUGGUUCGUCUGAUGCACUCCUGCAUUUAAUUGCUCAU